Messenger RNA from Acanthosepion pharaonis, 801 nucleotides. The record is from the annotation of a GenBank genome assembly. Lineage: Eukaryota; Metazoa; Mollusca; Cephalopoda; Sepiida; Sepiidae.
AUGUUGCUCAAUAUCUGUCACAGUUCAUCUAUAUACAUCUAUCUAUCUAUCUAUCUAUCUAUCUAUCUAUCUAUCUCAAUCUUUUCCGAUCGAUCUAAGUUCUUAUCUAUCUAUCUCUUUCUUUUCCUAUCUCUCUUUUUCCUGUGUUCACGUACUACGGUACAGGACACAACACCGUGGUUUUGUCAUCCGACAGUGAUAUUGCGAGGUAUUUCUCGUCUGCAUUCUGUUAAUGUAUCUGUCUAUAUUCCUGAGUUUUGUUUUGUUUCUUUUUCUUUUCUUUUUUUUCGUCUUCUUCUUCUUCUUCUUCUUCUUCUUCUUCUUCUUCUUCUUCUUCUCUAUACACGUUUGCCUCUCUUUCACAUUGCAAGAUGCCGCGAAUUGCACCAAACGAUUAACCUUCAUUUGCAAGGGAGCCAAGACUCUCCAUUCAUGCCAACUUCUGUCAAGUCAUAUUCUUACCUCUCACCUUCGACCCUCCCCAUCUACUAUACUCUAAUAACUUCGGAUAACUUCUUAUUUCUCUCUCUCUCUCUCUUUCUUCUUACCUUCCUCCAUUCUGUCUUGCUGCCCACUCGCUCUUUUUCUUUUUCACCCUUUCCCCUCUUUCUUUGUCUCCUGUCUCUCUGUUUCUCUCACUCUCCACAUCUUCGACCCUUCUUUUACUUCUUACUCAUUGCAUUCUCUUUCUUUCUCUUUCUCUUCUUUUCUUUCUUCUUUUCUGUCUUCUUUCUCACCUUUUCUUUCUUCCUCCUUUUUCUUUUUCAGCCCACUUUCCCACCCUUUCUCACUUUCCGCUAA